Molecule: messenger RNA, 996 nt
Organism: Peronospora matthiolae
Lineage: Eukaryota; Oomycota; Peronosporomycetes; Peronosporales; Peronosporaceae
Source: the annotation of a GenBank genome assembly
AUGGACGCCUCCUCCCUCCGCAUCUCCAAGUUCAAUGAAACUAACUUACACGCCCGGAGGUUCAAGAUGCAGAUGGUGCUGGAGGAACGGGACCUGCGGGAGGUCGUCAGCCGCGAGAUCAAGGCGGAACAGUGCGUGACUCAGUUGGACCAAGCGGCGUACAAGAGGAAGUCAAGAAAGGCGAUGGCAGUGAUCUGUUUGGCCAUGGAAGAUUCCCAGCUACCUUUAAUCCGGUCGACAAGUGGUGCAUGCGACGCAUGGUCAAGGUUGGAAGACCACUUCGAGAAGAAGAGUCUUUCCAACAAGCUGUUCUUGCGCCGUCGCUUCUUCACGACGAUGAUGGAAGAAGGCGGCGAUGUGCUCGAGCACAUCAACAAUCUCAAGACGUUGGCGGAGCAGCUAGAAGCGGUGGGGGCUUCGGUCUGCGAGGACGAUCUGGUGAUCACACUUCCCGGCAGUCUGAGUGACUCGUAUCAAUUCUGGAUCACAGCUUUGGAGUCGCGCUCAGACACUCUUCGCUGGGAGAUCGUGACGUCUCGACUGCUUAAUGAAGAAAUGAAGCGGAAGGAGCAAGGAAGUAAAGGUGAUGAAGCUUCGCAAGGUCAAGCGUUCAUCACAAGGGACAAUCAGCGCAAAGGGCGACCAGUGAAGAAGUCCUGGCCGUGCCACAAUUGCGUAAAGAUUGGUCACUGGAUGGCGGAGUGUCCCUCGCGCAUCCAAGAAAACACGGAGAGACACCGGCCACAGCGUGCUCAAGACAGCGGCGACCGUUAUCGAUCACAACGUGCAAACGUCGCUCAAGAAGAAGACUCAGGCGACUACCUUUUCUCGAUCGGUGGAACGACAUCUGCGAAAUUGAGUGGCAUCUGGCUGGUAAACUCUGGGGCGACGCAGCACACGACGUGCUCCAAGAAGUUCAUGCGGAAAUACAAGGUGUUUAACGCUGUGGAUGUCCAUCUUGCGGAUGAUGAUCACAACGUCGAACAUAUAUAUUAG